This is a messenger RNA of Colletes gigas, 4907 nucleotides long. It is a transcript of the gene chp, whose product is annotated as chaoptin. The coding region runs from base 110 to 3976 and encodes 1288 amino acids. Gene Ontology annotation, molecular function: protein binding. The transcript has 16 exons. The record is from RefSeq and is a predicted model, not a curated record. NCBI's taxonomy places the organism in Eukaryota, Metazoa, Arthropoda, Insecta, Hymenoptera, Colletidae.
UGGCCACUUGGCGAGGAGCAGAACCCUUAGUGUGAUCAUCGCGAUCGAACUGCGACGUUCGCGUGAUCGCGAGCACCGAUAGACACGUUCUCCUCAGAUCCACGGAAACAUGAAUUUGGCAACGAUGGUUAAAGUGGGUUACGUUCUCGUGAUUGUCACCCUGUUGCUGAUGGUGUGGGCGUCCAUGGUGAGGAUGCACGAGCUGCCCGUGCAGUAUCCGCCGUGCGUCGUCAAUCCCCUUUGCACUUGCUCGAAAGCCAUUCCCCAUCUCGGCAUAGUCACCUGUUAUAACGUUCCGAUGCCGCGGAUACCUCAGUCAAUUAACUCCUCGAUGGUGUUCAAGCUUCAAUUGGAGAACAAUGGACUGAUGUUUCUACAGCCACAGUUUCUCAUGAACACAGGUCUGUACAACCUACGGAUCAAGCAUAAUCUCCUGGCCGACAUCCCGGACGAAGCUUUCCUAGGGCUUGAGAGAUCGUUAUGGGAGCUCGAAUUACCCUACAAUCGCCUCGAGAGGGUGCCCAGCAGGUCGUUCAGGCAUUUGCAGAAGUUGCAACUUCUCGAUCUGACAGGGAACAAGAUAUCGAAGAUAUCACCGGACAAUUGGCGCGGUCUAGAGAAUUCCCUGCAGAAGCUACGACUGGGGCGUAACGCGAUCGACCGACUUCCGGCGGACGCGUUCGCGGGCCUCACGUACCUGGACAUGCUCGAUCUGAGGGAGAACAACCUGAAGGAAAUCGAUCCGUCGGUGUUCAGGGACGGCAUGGCGCAUUUGGUGCACCUUUUUCUCAACGGGAAUCAACUGACCAACAUACCCUAUUCGCAGUUGUCGUCCCUGAAACGAAUGAAGGUCCUCGACCUGAGCUACAACCGGAUAUCCAGGAUGCUGAACGCACAGCAAGAACCGGAAAUCAGGGGGCUCCAAAUGUCCCUGGAUACUCUGCGGUUGGACUACAAUCAGAUCGAGAUCCUCAUGCCCAACGACUUCCAACACUUUUACAAAGUCAACAGGACUUACCUCGAUGGCAAUCCUUUGACCAUGAUCGAGGAGGGCGCGUUCAAGGACUCGAGGAUACGAGAACUCUAUUUCACCGAUUGCGAUCUGAUGGAAGUCGAUUCCUCCGACUUUACUGGCCUGGAGUCGUCCCUGGAAUUGCUGGAUCUAUCAGGAAACAACAUCACCUCUCUUCCGAGCCCUAUCUUCCAAGAAUACGAUUUUCUGCGAACCCUCAGCUUCCGCGAGAACAAGCUCCAGACAUUCUCGCCAGUGGAAGUGUUCAACGGUUUCCAAUAUUCUCUGUACAAUUUGGACCUGAGCGGGAUGGAGAACAGCAUGGUGUCCCUUCAGGAUCUAAGACAGAUGAGGAACAUGCGAUUUCUGUCGAUUUCACGGAUGCCACAGCCGACCCUGUCCGCGGAGGAUUUUAUGGAGUUCGGGAUGGACAUCAACGAGCUUCAUAUCGUCAAGAGCAAUCUGAACACUAUAAAAAAUCACGCUUUCAUGCACGUUCACGGGAUCCAGUACCUGGAUUUUUCGGAGAAUUCGAUCACCACGAUAGAGGACGAAGCCUUCUUAGAGGUGGCUCCUUCGCUUCUGACGCUGAGGAUGUCUCACGGUCUGUCGUCCUCCUUCUCUGAGAUUCCGAACACCCCUUUCAAGUUCUUGUCGAAUCUACGACACCUAGAUUUAAGCAACAACAAGCUUAAAUCCAUGCCGGACACGUCGUUCCACGUUAUGAACAAGAUCGUACGGAUCGAGCUACAGGAUAACGAGAUCGAUAGCAUCAGAAAGGGGACGUUCCAGGUUGACAUACAUUGGAGGCUCGAGGAAGUGAACUUAGCGUUCAAUAUGAUCAAAACGAUCCAGACCCACACGUUCGUCGACCUGCCGAGAUUAAAGACGAUAAAUUUAGAGGACAACGCUAUAGAUAGAAUCGAGAGACGCGGGUUCAUGAAUAUGAAAAUGCUGAAGUACAUUAACCUGCGUGGCAACAAAAUAAAGGAGAUCACCGACGAAGCGUUUCAGAAUCUGCCGGACCUGGAGUUCCUCGAUCUCGCGUACAACGAUCUGAACGAGUUCGAUUUCGCCUCGUUCGAUCAGGUGGGAACAUUGUCCUCGUUCAAGGUGAACGCUAGCCACAACAAGAUCCCGAAACUGUGGAUCAAUAGCACCACGUUCACGCCGGCGACCACCAUCGGUGGCUCGAUACAGUCGAACAUCAAGGUCCUCGACCUGAGCUACAACAACAUCUCCGACGUGAUGAAGUAUUACUUCAAGCCGGUGGAGUACUCGUUAACGCACCUCUACAUGUCCCACAACCAACUGAACAACGUCACGCAAGGUGUUUUCGGGAAUAUGCCUCACCUGCAGUGGCUCGAUCUGAGCCACAACGAACUGAUGGAGGUCGACUUCGACUGCUUCCGUAACACGAAGAACCUUCAGGUCCUGUUUCUCUCGUGGAACGACAUCACGGACAUACCAGCGGAGGCUCUUAGGCACCUGAAGAGACUCAGGAUCGUCGAUCUCUCCCACAACAAGCUAAGAGCACUGCCGGACAACAUGUUCUCGGACAUCAACUUGGAGAGCUUGGAUCUGUCUCAUAAUCAGUUUACGAGGCUGCCAAUUAAGGCUAUGUCCAUCUCUUCCGCUGCCAGUUUGUCUAUAUUGGACAUGUCUUGGAACUCGCUGUCGGGGAUCCACACCACGGACGCCAUAUUCAGAUUACGAAGUCUAACGUGGUUGGACUUGUCCUACAAUCGAUUAGUCAGGCUCGACGACGGAGUGUUCUCCGACAUGCCGUAUCUAACUCAUCUCGACCUGAGUCACAAUAAACAGCUGCUGUUGGAGUCUCGCGGAAGAACGUUCCACGGUUUGGAGGACUCGCUUCUCUAUCUCGAUUUGACCAACAUCUCGCUCCUGAGUGUGCCAGACUUGCCACUUCGACGACUGCAAACGUUGUAUUUGGCGCACAACGAGCUGGCAUCGAUACCGCCAGAAAUAGCAUCGAACUUAACGUCCCUACACUACCUGGAUCUUAGUGCCAACGAUCUAACGGUGGUGCCAUUGAUCACGCACACCCUACCGGAACUGAAAACCUUCAGUCUCGCGGAUAAUCCCAUUUCGAUAGUCAGCAACACUAGCUUCUUAGGUAUCGCGGACAGUCUCGAGGAACUGGACAUACGACGAUUAUCUUUGACCACGUUCGAAGCAGGAGCUCUCUGCAAAGCCACGAAACUUCGCAAGUUAUAUAUAACCGCUUACAACGGCGUGAAGAAUUUCAACUUCCCCAACAUCCUGGAGUACAAUCACGGCCUGCGGCAUCUAGUCAUCGACGUACAAAACGACACGGAUUUGGAGAAGGAGAUGAAAGGAAGGUUCCCCUACAAACUAUUCAAUAUAACGUUGACUGGUCAAGCUCUCAAGAAUAUACACAUAGAUAUACUACGAGGAAUAAGAAAUCCGCACUUGCAUUUCGAGAUGUACAACACCAGCGUGGGCUCCGUGCCGAAGAUGAUGUUCGAGAACGCGGAAUGGGUGAGGAACGUGACCGUUCAUCUUCAUCACAGCGAUGUACGGACGCUUCAUAAUCCCUCUAAUGGGUACAAACCGGGAGUUCCGGGGAAACGGUUUCUAAUGAGUCUCACGGUAGCAGGAAGCUAUUUUACUUGCGACUGCGACAUUGGAUGGAUGGAAACGUGGCAAAGAAAGCACAGACAGUACCAGGAAGACCGGUGCAACACCUACAGCGAAUUUAAGAACUUCGAGCGCGACGAGGAGGACGACGAGUUCGAUUGCUGGAACAACAACUGGGACGACGAUUUGCGCGAAACGUUUUGCUUGAACAAGAAUAACAUUUCUGUGUUGGAAGCGCUGAAAACCGAUCUCGAAUGCGGAUGGGGCGCGGCUGGUUACGUUCACGCGCCGCAUUUGCUCGUUCUUCUUUUCUUGAUCGUCCUCGCAGCAGCGAUCUAUUGAGCCUCUUCUCUGUCUACUCAAAUUUCGCACUCUUCGGCUCGAUCACUGUUCGUUUCGCGACGCGCCGGUGCCAUAAAAUGCAAACAUACCACCAGUAUGUUUAUUUAAUUCCGAAAACGCAGGCGACGUUUGUCAUUCGUAUAAUUUUCAAUUAUUAAUCUUCGUUCCCUACAAGGGAAAUAGCUUUGUCCAGCUCUAUGUACAUCGCAUCGUAUUUUAAUUCAUUUAGCAGUAAGUAUCAUAAUUUUUAAGUAACCGUAGUUUAUUUAUUUACGCGUUAUCAUAAUAGCGUGUAAGCGUAUCGUGUAGGUGAUAUUUAUUAUCGUUAUCAAUGAUGAUUUUAUCUAUCCAUGUUUGUGAUACGAUCGUCGUUUAAUUUCACGCGGAAGCAUUGUUUCGUUCAACGAUGGACAUUCCACUAUUUCUUCCACGAAACGGUUUCAUCUCGCGUUUGCAUUUUAAUCCGAGGCGUCGUAGAGAAAAUGAUACUUUUGCACACCCCUUAUUUUCUUCGCCUUGAGCAGCACGCUUCGAAUCAAUGAGACUGUCAAAUUAAUAUUCAGAUACUCGUACAAAGUGUAAAUCGUCGGAAUCAACAGGAAUUGAGGUUUCAUUCUCUUUGUAGCAACUAGUAAACUCUUCUUGCGUUCGUUGUAUAAAACUAACAACGUAGUGUCGUAUUCGUUUCCUCGCGUCAUGGUUGAACUAAAGAACACGUGACCAGUUAGCGAAUAUGGAGCGUAAAGAUCAAAGAGACUCGUGUAGUUUUAAAGUACAUUCUCAAGUGAUAUCCUGUAUAACUCGACAGUAAAAGGAUUUUAUACCUAUCUGUUAAAAAGAGAAAGAAUAUUCGCUUGCAAAUACAUGCCGUCGACACGACAUUUUUUAAUAAAAUUGCACCGAAUAUACAACAAGCGUUUUCGUUAUUAUU